This is a messenger RNA of Egretta garzetta (little egret), 1754 nucleotides long. It is a transcript of the gene ITGB1BP2, whose product is annotated as integrin subunit beta 1 binding protein 2. NCBI's taxonomy places the organism in Eukaryota, Metazoa, Chordata, Aves, Pelecaniformes, Ardeidae. The record is from RefSeq and is a predicted model, not a curated record. The coding region runs from base 654 to 1754 and encodes 366 amino acids. The transcript is spliced from 11 exons.
UGACAAUGAUCUUCCAGGGGACAGGUUUAAUCCCUGGGUUGCACAAGAACGUGCAUCAAAGGAUGUCUUGGCCACAUGCACUGCUUUGGUCUGCUGGUGCCUCUGUCUAGCAGAUGGUCAUGCCUUUUGGGUCUGGGGGAGAUCAGCACAGGUUUUGCCCUGGGACCCUGGGAAGUCUCUUCCUUUCUUUUGCAGGAAACCUGCAGCUGCUUCUAUAAAUGCUAAAGAAACUGAGAGCAGUUGGUCAGGAGGAGUCGCAGGUUGCCCCGAGCAGAGUGUGGGCACCCGGGUGUCGCUGAUGCCUCCCUACCAGACGGUGGUGGAACGGCAGGCGCUGGGAAGCCCGCUGCGUGCCCCAGGUGCAGAGCCACCUCACAGUGCUAUUUCCCUCUGCCGGGCGCAGGGGCAGGACAGAAAUGUCUCUCAAGAUAAUGUGGGCGCUGGGUCCCGUCAGCUGCCGAGCUGCUAUGUCCAUCUUUAGCCUGCUCUCCAAUUACCAGCCACCUCCUCCAGCUGCCUCCAAAGAUAGGCAAAGCUACCUCCCGGCGCCUGGGCUAGAAACUGCGGGGAAGCAGAGGAGGGAUCACAGGCAGGGGCGAGAUUGAUGGGAUUUUUGUGGAAGGAGUAAAGGACGCUGCAAGUACUCCUGAGCUAUGGCACUGCUGUGCUACAACAAGGGCUGCGGACAGAGGUUUGAUCCUGAGCACAAUGCCAAGGAUUCCUGCCUGUAUCACCCAGGGAGCCCCAUCUUCCAUGAUGCCCUGAAGGGCUGGUCUUGUUGCAAGAAACGGACAACAGACUUCUCCGAGUUCCUCUCCAUAAAGGGAUGCACAAAGGGGUUUCACAGCAAGGAGAAGCCCCCUGAGCCUUUCAGCCAAGAGGAAACCUCAGACAAGCCAAAGGCCAAACCAGUGGAGGAGCUCAUAAUCCAAGGACCAAAAUCAGCUGAGAAGAUGCAACGGGAAAGACCAAGCUCUGAUGAGCCAAGACAGCUGCUGCCAAUUAAAGUAUCCAGGUCUCUGGAGCAGGCACUGGAGAAACUGAACCUGUCAUCCAAGGAAGAGGCACCUGAGAGCAGUUGUGCAGGGGAGGCAGCUGCCCAGGUGAGAGCUGGCACCACCUGCAAGAACGCAGCCUGCAAGGCGAUCUAUCAUGGCCCGGAGAGCAACGCAGAGGUUUGUACUUUCCAUCCUGGCGUUCCUGUCUUCCAUGAGGGGAUGAAGUACUGGAGCUGCUGUGGGGUCAAAACGAUGGACUUCAGCGCCUUCCUGGAGCAGCCGGGCUGCAGCAGCGGGAGGCACUGCUGGACAGGGAAUGGGAACAAGAAGGCGGUGUCGUGCCGGCAGGACUGGCACCAAACCAGCAGCCAGGUGGUUGUGACGGUCUAUGCCAAGAACCCCCUGCCUGCUCUCAGCAGUGUGAAAGCCAACCGCACCAUGCUUGAGAUUCACAUCAUCUUUGAAGGGAAUAAGAUUUUCCAGGCAGAACUAGAUCUCUGGGGGGUCAUCAAAAUAGAGAAGAGCUUUGUGAGCAUGGUCCCUACCAAGGUGGAGAUCACACUUUGCAAAGCCAGCCCUGGCUCCUGGGCCAGGCUGGAGCUCCUCCAAAGCAGGACACACUCUUGUGGUGAGCCGGAGCAGGAGGCUGCCAACGCAGAGCAGUCUGGGGCAGCGCAAGGGGAGGACUCAGAUGACAGCUUGAGCUGGUCAGAGGAGGAAGAUGAGGAGCUGGAGACGGGAACACCAAGCAACUGA